Molecule: messenger RNA, 3405 nt
Organism: Tachyglossus aculeatus (Australian echidna)
Lineage: Eukaryota; Metazoa; Chordata; Mammalia; Monotremata; Tachyglossidae
Gene: HSPA2
Product: heat shock protein family A (Hsp70) member 2
Exons: 1
Coding region: 261-2168 (635 amino acids)
Biological process (GO): vesicle-mediated transport; cellular response to unfolded protein; protein refolding
Cellular component (GO): plasma membrane; cytoplasm; cytosol
Molecular function (GO): ATP-dependent protein folding chaperone; misfolded protein binding; ATP binding
Source: RefSeq, a predicted model, not a curated record
GGUUGGCGGUUGCUGAGGCUGCGUGUUCGCUUAGCGCUUCUCCUCAGGGCCUUCCCUUAGCAAUUCCCCUCAGGGCCUCUCCUUAACAAUUCCCCUCAGCAAUUCCCCUCAACAAUUCCCUCAGCAAUUCUCCUCAACAAUUCUCCUCAGCAAAUUCUCCUCAACAAUUCCCCUCAGCAAUUCCCCUCAAGACCUGGCCCCAGGGCCUCGCCUCCAUCCUUCGCCCCAAGGCCUCCCCUCAUCGCCUCUGCCCCCCCAAGAUGGCAGCCCGGGGUCCCGCCAUCGGCAUCGACCUGGGCACCACGUACUCCUGCGUGGGCGUCUUCCAGCACGGCAAGGUGGAGAUCAUCGCCAACGACCAGGGCAACCGCACCACCCCGAGCUACGUGGCCUUCACCGACACGGAGCGGCUGAUCGGCGACGCCGCCAAGAACCAGGUGGCCAUGAACCCCACCAACACCAUCUUCGACGCCAAGAGGCUGAUCGGCCGCAAGUUCGAGGACGCCACGGUGCAGUCGGACAUGAAACACUGGCCCUUCCGCGUGGUCAGUGAGGGAGGGAAGCCCAAGGUGCAGGUGGAGUACAAGGGGGAGAUGAAGACCUUCUUCCCCGAGGAGAUCUCGUCCAUGGUGCUGACCAAGAUGAAGGAGAUCGCCGAGGCCUACCUGGGGGGGAAGGUGCAGAGCGCCGUCAUCACGGUGCCGGCCUACUUCAACGACUCCCAGCGACAGGCCACGAAGGACGCGGGGACCAUCACCGGCCUCAACGUGCUGCGGAUCAUCAACGAGCCCACGGCGGCCGCCAUCGCCUACGGCCUGGACAAAAAGGGCUGCGCCGGCGGCGAGAAGAACGUCCUGAUCUUCGACCUGGGCGGCGGCACCUUCGACGUGUCCAUCCUGACCAUCGAGGACGGGAUCUUCGAGGUGAAGUCCACGGCCGGGGACACCCACCUGGGCGGGGAGGACUUCGAUAACCGCAUGGUGAGCCACUUGGCCGAGGAGUUCAAGAGGAAGCACAAGAAGAACAUCGGGGCCAACAAGCGGGCGGUGCGGCGGCUGCGGACGGCCUGCGAGCGGGCGAAGCGCACGCUCAGCUCCUCCACCCAGGCCAGCAUCGAAAUCGACUCGCUCUACGAGGGGGUGGACUUCUACACGUCCAUCACCCGGGCCCGCUUCGAGGAGCUCAACGCCGAUCUCUUCCGGGGCACGCUGGAGCCCGUGGAGAAGGCCCUGCGGGACGCCAAGCUGGACAAGGGUCAGAUCCAGGAGAUCGUCCUGGUGGGCGGCUCCACCCGCAUCCCCAAGAUCCAGAAGCUGCUGCAGGACUUCUUCAACGGCAAGGAGCUCAACAAGAGCAUCAACCCCGACGAGGCCGUGGCCUACGGGGCGGCCGUGCAGGCGGCCAUCCUCAUCGGGGACAAGUCGGAGAACGUGCAGGACCUCCUGCUGCUCGAUGUCACCCCGCUGUCCCUGGGCAUUGAGACGGCAGGUGGGGUCAUGACCCCGCUGAUCAAGAGGAACACCACCAUCCCCACCAAGCAGACCCAGACCUUCACCACCUACUCCGACAACCAGAGCAGCGUCCUAGUGCAGGUGUACGAGGGCGAGAGGGCCAUGACCAAGGACAACAACCUGCUGGGCAAGUUCGACCUCACCGGGAUCCCCCCCGCGCCCCGCGGGGUCCCCCAGAUCGAGGUGACCUUCGACAUCGACGCCAACGGGAUCCUCAACGUCACCGCCUCCGACAAAAGCACCGGGAAGGAGAAUAAGAUCACCAUCACGAACGACAAGGGCCGGCUGAGCAAGGACGACAUCGACCGCAUGGUACAAGAGGCGGAAAGGUACAAAUCCGAAGACGAGGCCAACCGAGACCGGGUGGCCGCCAAAAACGCCCUGGAGUCCUACGCCUACAGCAUCAAGCAGACCGUGGAAGACGAGAAGCUGAGGGGCAAGAUCGGCGAGCAGGACAAGAAGAAGAUCACCGACAAGUGUCAGGAGGUGAUCAACUGGCUGGACCGCAAUCAGAUGGCCGAAAAAGAGGAGUUCGAACACAAGCAGAAGGAGCUUGAAAGGGUCUGCAAUCCCAUCAUCAGCAACCUGUACCAAGGAGGGCCCGGCGGAGGCGGUUCGGCCGCUUCCGGGGGACCCACCAUCGAGGAAGUGGACUAAACCCGCACGGAUCAGCCAGUAUCCCGCUUUCCAGAUUGUGGUGUUUUUUUUUUUGUCGUUAUUGUUCUUGUGGUGGGUGACGAGCACCGAGCGUAUCGAAGAAAAGCUUAGCCUGUUGUUUGCGUAUCAACCGCGGGGCACGUCGAUCGGGCUUAGUAGAAGUUAGUUUUUUCUCAAGGUGAUUUAUCCGUUAAAAAUUCAGAAGUCCUAACGCUCGGGAUUCCCCGGGCAGAUUUUGUUCUUGAUGUUUACGCCUGGAGAUUUAGGUUUUGGUUUUUUUUAAAAAUCACCUGAAGAGCUUUGCCUCGGGAAGCUUUGGUGACGUCCUAAAAACUUUAGAAAUGUACUCCGCUUAUUUUUGUUAGUACUACUGAGUUAAUUUAUGUUUAAGAUGGGCGCGUCUUGGUAUGCUCAAAGAGAGUUUAGAAUACAAAAUGGGUGAGGCGGAUAGGGAAGCCAUAACCAGGUGCCUGUGUCAAAUCGAAAUAGGUACUUGGUAUUGCUCAGUAAAAGUCGUUUAGAAGCUUAAGUAUUUUGACUGCUAUUUUUGCUGCUUUCUUUGAUUUGUAAGUUGGUACCAAAUGCACGGUAAAAUGGCUUUAAUCUGAUGGAAGUAUUUUGUGUACCAUCCUGAAACACUGUCCAAUAAUCUUGUUUAUUAUUCUAGAAGGGAAAUCAGUAUAAAAGGUAGCACAUUUUCUGGCGUAGAGUCCAGCCUGAGCUGUAAAUUAUACUUGGUUGAGAUCGCUGCCUUCGGCGACCAGAUUUUGAGGGGGAGAUCAACCGAACAAACGGUCAUUGGUGCUCCGUUGGAAAAAUCUGUAUAAUGUCUUGCAGAACAUUCUCAACUAGGAACGUAGGCAUUACGAAAGUAUUUUGGAAGGGUUGUAUGGAAAUUUUGUGCCAGCAAAAUACCCCUUCCCAUCCGCUCGCACCGCAAGCUCUUGGGGUUUUCGUGAGUGCUGCAGAAAAUAACGAUUUGGGGAAAAAUCUAGACAUUGUGAAUUUUUGCCCUGGUAUUAGGGCCGUCAGGAGGGAAAUGAAUCCAGUACAUGUCACCAGUCCCAGCGUGGAAACUCAUGCCUCUCCUAGUAGACAGACAUACACCUCUGAGCACUUAUGUGAAUUUGCUGUAAUGGAUCCAGGCCAAACUGUAAUAUUCAUGCACAUGAAAUGUAGUUGAAACUGAUGAAAAUAACAUUUCGCUAAAUAAACUUCCUACUUGUGGGCGCUUUCA